Caenorhabditis remanei is the source of this 2988-nucleotide messenger RNA. RefSeq lists its product as uncharacterized. Bases 1 to 2988 code for a protein of 995 amino acids. NCBI's taxonomy places the organism in Eukaryota, Metazoa, Nematoda, Chromadorea, Rhabditida, Rhabditidae. The transcript has 22 exons. The record is from RefSeq and is a predicted model, not a curated record.
AUGGUUCUCCAAUUCGCCUCAAUCGGAACCAAGCUCGAGUCAACAGUAAUCGGAAGCCAAGAGAUGUGGACACGUCUUCUACUUGUGAUAUGGCUGGUCGACGUGGCGAAUGCCAACAUGAGUUGUCUUGUAAUGAGACCAGGAUACGGUUUGGUGACAGAAGACUGUCCGUCUCAUGCGGUUGGAUGCAGAAUCAGAGCAAAGAAGGAUCAUAUUGAAUGGUACGAGCUCUCACGUCUCUACGAUAGAAACCAGCUCGUCUGUGUAUACCCGGAAGAAUAUAAAUCGAUGACAGGAUGUAUGCGUAAACCAUCAGGAAGUAUUCGUUGUUGGUGUGGGGGACGUGAGAACUGUAACGAUCCAGAGACGAGUCGAGACCUUUAUGAAGCAUUUACUGAAGGAGAUAAUGAGGCGGUGGAGAAGAUUUCGGAAUGGUUAAAGUCGGAGAAGGAUGAGAGUUCUUGGAAAAAGUUCACCACCACUGAAGAACCUCCAACGACUACAACCAGAAGAACGACCACUCCAAGACGAACGACAAUUCGGAAGAAGCCAAGUACAACUACCACAACUACGACUACUACAACGACAACGACUACUGAAAAACCCACCAUCACUACCACUACUCCAACUACAACAACUCCACGAAUCACUCCAAAGAAAUCCACGAAGAGAAUCGGUUCGGGACAAAGUACCGCAACUUCAGACCCACCACUGUUCCCGAAAGAUGCCUCGAAGGCAAGAGUGAUAAAUAUUGUCGAUAUUCGGGAUAAGGCUGUUCCCCUUCCGAAUGACGACAUUUCACUUGACGACACAUUUGAAGAGACUCGACGGAAAUUGGAAAAGGAGAUGAAAGAAGAAGACGAACGAUUGAGAGAAAUGCUUGCUGAUGAAGAAGAGGAGGAGAAUUCAAAUGAUAUUUCGGAUGUGGAAGAUGAUGAUGUGACAGCUGAAGAGCAGAGAGAGGAAGAAAGAGAGAGGUAUAGAAUGGAGAGAAGACGUGCUGAAGAACGACGUCUCCAAGAGGACACAAUACUCCGUCGAAUCGAGGAGGAAGAGAUUAAAGAAGCUGAAAAAGAGAGACCAAAUCGACGAGAAACUGAUGAAGAUAUUUAUGGAAGUGAUUUUGAGAAUUCGGCAGUUGGCUCAGGUUGGCGUGUUGCCAAUACGAUCAGCAUCGACAAUGAGAUCAUCGGCGAACCGGAUAUUGAAUGUCUCGAAGAUGAAAUACGCAUUUGGGUAAAGACGAGGAAGAUUUUUGCAGGAAGGAUAUACGCAAAAGGAAGAGCUGAACUGGAGGAUUGCUAUAAAGAUGAUUUUGCAAAUCAGAAAACGAGGAAACCACAUUUUGAUCUGCAAUUCGGAGCAUGUGGAAUGAAAAGUUUGAGAUCUGUGGACCCCCGUGGAAUGUACUACGGUAUCACAGUCGUCGUCUCUUUCCACCCUCUAUUCAUCACAAAAGUAGACCAAGCGUACCAUGUGAAAUGUUUCUUCGAAGAGGCGAACAAGGGGCUCACAGCUGAAUUAGGAGUUAGUAUGAUUCCGACAACCGAACUGGAAGCAAGACAUGGAGUACCUGGAUGUACUUACUCGAUUCAUUCGUCUACUAUUGAUGAGUUGGAUGCUGGAAGACCUGCAGGGCAGCCAAUUCAAUUUGCGAGAGUUGGAGAUCGAGUACUUCAUCAGUGGCAUUGUAAUGAUCAAAUGUAUGGAGUACUAAUCAAUAACUGCUACGUAACUGAUGGAUUUGGAAAGAAAUCAGAUGUGAUCGACGACAAGGGAUGUGUAAUUGACCCGAUUCUUAUCACUGGAAUCCGUUAUUCAUCUGAUCUUCAACGUGCGUACGCAGAGUCUUCAGUCUUCAAAUUUGCUGAUAAACCGGGUGUUUGGUUCUUCUGUCAAGUUCAAAUGUGUAUGAAGAAGCAUGGAAUGUGUGAUGGGAUUACGCCCCCAUCAUGCGGUUCCCAGAACAGACCAAUCUCGUCCGGUGGUGAUGAAAACGGAGGAUUCGAAGAAGAGAAGCCACAGAGGAAGACAAAGAAACCACCAGUUCAAGACUAUGAUUAUGAAUCAGAGAAACCGAAGACCACACGGGCGCCUCCACGAGAGAGAACAACGCCUUCCAGUGAUUAUGAUUAUGAUAAUAAUGAAUCGCCCAAGUUGCACAGCCCGAACUCCCAUUCCUAUAACAGCGUCACCCCACCACUGGACUAUGAAAGUGUCACAUUAACAGCCUUCUCCCCACCAAUCAACCCGGCUACUGUAGGAACCGAAAGUGUGUCGAAGACAUUUGAAACAGAGGAUGACCUGGCUUCUUCUUCAUCGGUGACGUCAGAGCCGAAGAGCAAGAAAAUUGGAAAAAGCGAUUACAACGAUUAUGAUGAAGUGACGAUACCGCCGAAUCUCACCGAUUUGCUCGCCAAUCUACCCGAUGACAUUAGCAGUGACAGUAUACAGAAAAUGUUGAGAGACUCCGUGGACAACCCGAAAGCCCUGCUCGCAGAAUUCGGUAAACUAAUGAAGGCGAAAAAGAUGAAACAACCGGAUUCUCGAAAGUAUCAUUCCCGAAACUUACGAGAAUUAAAACCAGGAGAUUUGAGAUCUGGAGAGAAAAUAGAUCAAAUUGAAGUGGAUUGGACAUCGACACGUCGGAGGGAUGUUCCGUCGAUUCCUGAAUUCGAUGAAUCCAAUAAAUAUGAUAAGCCUAUGUUGGCUGGACAACUUCUCAUCUUCGAUUUGGAUGAAGAACCACCGAAUGACAUCGGAUUACCACCAAAAGCAUCCAAGAACUCUUCUCCAUCAGCCUGUUCUAUUUCCAAGGAUGGUCUUUUGGCAGUGUUGGCUGGAUUUGGAGCACUUCUGGCUGCUCUAAUUGCACUAAUUGCAUUCCUUAUUAUUCGGCUGAAAAGUCAGACUUCCCCAAUCGGCCAAAACGUUCCAAUUUUCAAGCAGUUCCAGUAUGCUCAAAAACGAUUUUUCGAAUCUUCCUAA